Exophiala mesophila is the source of this 3790-nucleotide messenger RNA. RefSeq lists its product as uncharacterized. The coding region runs from base 489 to 3281 and encodes 930 amino acids. The transcript has 4 exons. NCBI's taxonomy places the organism in Eukaryota, Fungi, Ascomycota, Eurotiomycetes, Chaetothyriales, Herpotrichiellaceae. The record is from RefSeq and is a predicted model, not a curated record. Gene Ontology annotation, biological process: transmembrane transport; metal ion transport. Gene Ontology annotation, cellular component: membrane. Gene Ontology annotation, molecular function: metal ion transmembrane transporter activity.
CGGCAGGUAGGUACUUUACUCGAGGUACCCUUUGAUCAUGAUGACACGAUUGAAGUCAUCUCGCAGGGUGGCACCACCACGUGCCUACUGUGCAAUUGCUGCUGUGUGUCCUGCACACCCGACACAAGCGUGAUUCAGCAGCCCUGCGAGCUUUUGAUUUGGCCUAGCACCCGUUUUGCAGGGAACAUUCUCUAUCUUACUGUCACAAGGUGACCCUGUCUGGCUUUACUCCGAAGCGAGUAAGUCUCUAGGAUCAGACUGGCUUGCUGCCUGUAGCGCGACACAAGUGACCAAAGACAUCAUCUCAUUGCAGCCCCAAAUCAACAGCCAGACCUUUCGCUGCCUAAUUAUAUGGUCGUCACUUGUUCCCCUGCCAUCUCGAGACCACUUGGGAGACCAUCUUGCAUGGUCUAGCACAGUCCGGCGCUCUGGGCAACAGGAAUGCCGUCACAAGUCCGGCUCGACAGCCUCGUUCAUGUUUCAAUAAGAUGACCAGCUUCGCUCAAUUCUCCGAUCAUUCACCCACCGACCCCCUCGAUGAACAAACGAUCCCGCCAAUGGCCGCAAUGGCGGUUGAUCAAGCGACUCUUGUCCAGUUGAUUCAACAACUCGAAGCAGACCGGAAGGCGUACCUAUCUACCUUCGAGAAGGUCAACGAAACUCUCAGCCGUGCCCUCCAUGGACAACAGCCUGAUCCGUAUGAGGUCCGGCCCGGCAUCGUCAACCGCUCGACGAUGUCGUCUGAAGGCUCACUUCAAGUUACCGCUACAGACCAGUCGUUGCUAUCACCAAAACGGCCUCACAGUACAACUCGCCGUCAAUCAGAGAUCACUACCCAGCCUAACAAGAACUCCAUCUUCACUGGUGAUGAUUCUUCCGAUAGUGACUCCAACGACGAGUCUUUCUUCGUACAACAAACUCUUCCUCCCUACCAGUUUGACGAGGAAGAUUUAAUCGUCCAUCUCCGGACUCACAAUUGGGACAAGUACUCCAGGUUCAUGCUUCAGGAUCUCCUGGAUAACGUCUCAAUCCUGUCCAAUUUUGGCAUAUUCCACAAGGACCGACAUCUCCACCUCACUGGCGCAAACCAUCAACAUGCCGACAUCUACCACGUAUCAACUGAUGGUGCUCCUCUACGCCAUAGUCGUGGUGACUCCGAGGAAGGCCCGCUUGCUACAUGGGAGGCGUUGAAGUGCAUCAACACAGACAACUCGAGGAAGUUGGCCGUGGGGCGUAUCAUUGUUCUUCGAGAACCUCCAUCCAGCCUGCUAGCCGCCUUGCAUUUGACGAUGAAGGAUCAUUUCGAUAUGGACUCUAUCUAUCGACUGUUGAUCGACGAUGACACGCCUACUAGAGCCAUCACCAAAGGCUUUUUGAAAAAGGAUCACCGCCGUCAGCGUUCAAUUGUUUUUGUCUUCAAAUAUCAUACCGUGGUUGGAGAAGGAAGAGCCCCUUUACCAUGGCAAAGUCAUGACGACAAUAUCGAAGAGAGGAAAGGGGAUAGCAUCGCAUUGUCCACUUGCUCUGCCGUUGUUGCGCUGUCUCUGGCAGGAAGACCCAGUCACACCUUGAGACGAAAUUCUCGCAAGACAAAAUCCAUCGUGGGUCAAAUCUACGAUCCCUUUGCUCCAUGGCAUGUUUUAUCAAUCCAGGCUUUCCCAGACUGGAAAUCUAGCGUCGAAACCCACAACACCAAUCACCAUUACGUCAAUGGACCUGAUGCGUUUCUAGUCACUCUCCUCGCGGAAUACAGGGACGCCGUCAAGAGAUUCAAAGAGGUUCAUCGCCAAAUAACGCAUCUAGCAACCCCACCAAACAAAUCCAUCUUCGACAGCGCAUUACGUGACGAACUACUAUUCGAGAACGACCAAUAUACAUAUUCUCGACGAUAUUUCUGGGCUUCACAAACCCUGGGCGUUCUCAGCAACGAGAUCAAAGAUAUGAUCAACGCCUACAGAGAAACAUUCAGCGAGGACUUUUGGACCGGCGAACACAAGACACUUUUUCCCGGUACCAAAGAGCAAUCUUCAAAAUAUGGGAACUGGCGCAAGAAAUUGUCCCAUACCCGGAAACAGUUUGAAAAGGAGAUUCAAAAUCUCGAGGAGGUUCUGAAAAUGUUUUCACAUCAGCAAAAGGAGAUACGAGGGUUGCGGGAGUGGUUGUUCAGUGGAACUUCUGUCUUCGAAUCGAGAGAUGCUGUUGGUCAAGCAAAGAUCACCGUUGAACAAGGCUACAACAUCCGACUGUUGACCAUGGUCACAUUGUUUUACCUGCCUCUUCAGACAGUGACCAGUAUAUUCGGAAUGACAAACAUGCCGGAAGAUGAUGGCUAUCUUCCAUUCGCCCUCGCAACCUUAGGGAUAUGCAUCCCUACAUACUUAAUUAUCGUUGUUGUCAACAACCCAGAAAAGGUCCGCUACAUCGUCACUACUGUGGAACUUGCUAUCGCCAGUCUCUUUUCAUGCGCCAUUCCAAAGCAAAAAGUCGACAAGCUGAAGAAAAAGAUCGAACAUCAACGCGAAAAGCAACUAGACUCUCAACCGGGACACACACAACGACGACCGAUGAUUCGCAAGACGGCCACAGCUACCCACGCCAGCUUCGAAGCACGAUUGUCAGCCGACAUGGCACUCGACCCUAUCCGCCAUGCAUCUCAAAGCAUCGUCAAUGGAACUCGUCGAAUGUCUCAAUCACUAAGCCAUCACCUUCCAGCGGGUCGAGGCGGCGCUGGUCGAAAGUUCCUGGGUCACUUAGUCCACACGUCGGACAAAAUGCCCAAGGUGACAGAAUCCGACAUCGUGCCUCCUCCCCAUGAACCAGACAUGUAUUCAAACUCACUAGACACGCCAUCGACUCCACCUUUGGCGGCUUUCGGACGAUAUAACCGAACCAGUACAAUUCCAAUCGACGAGUUGACAUACAGUAAUCCCCGACGCUCGCAAACUGGGUUGAGUUCAUUGACUGUUCCAAACACCAGCCCGAGUAUUUUAUAUCCGGAAGGAAUCAUCGCUCGUGACAUGGAGCGAUCAGCUACAUUAUCUCCCACAUCACAUCUAUCACCUGGAACGACGCCACCUCCGUCGCUGGGGGGACGACGAACUCGAUCGAAUGAUGUCAAUGGCAGUGCUACUGCACAGCACGCCCCAUCUCCAACGCACCUUCCCGUGGUCGAUAGAUCGCUUCUCCGACGCUGGACGGAUUGGUAUUCCCCGUUAGAGCGAUCAGCGCGAGUGUCGAGGGUCAAUACGCCUGAGACGCCGAGUCCGAAAGAGCAGGUUUGAAGGGGGGGGUGGAAAUGACAUGUGGGAUCACCCGUUCGAAUCGAGUUAUGGAUCUUGGUUUGUUGGUGAGUGGUGGGGUGUCGGAUCGAUAGCCACCAAAGAAGGGAGAAAUGGAAAGAGUCUGACGAAUGAUCCGAUGAUUUGAAGUGAAGUGAAGUGAAGUGCGAUUGCGAUUGCGAUUGCGACUGUAAGAGUACGAUAAUGGCGGUUUGUGGCUUGGAAUGAUACAGGUGAUGUGAUCAUGGUAUGGUGUGGUAUGAGUUGACGAGACACGACAUGACAUGACUUGAUGCGACACGAUGCAUGCGAUAUGAUUUAUGGUACGAAUGUGACGACGAACAAGUGUGCACAACAGCACAACUUGGCGACAGAAGGGGAAAGGAGAGAGUGGUGGUGAUGGACCAAAUGGACAUGGACAUGACCGAGCCGAACAACUACAUAAAUCAAAAGCAAGCAUAUCUUUUCAAGUAAUAGAUGGCACACACUUGGGAGAAGUUUUCAGAAGUCCA